Ictalurus punctatus (channel catfish) is the source of this 3242-nucleotide messenger RNA. RefSeq names its product histone deacetylase 11 (gene hdac11). The transcript has 11 exons. Gene Ontology annotation, molecular function: histone deacetylase activity. NCBI's taxonomy places the organism in Eukaryota, Metazoa, Chordata, Actinopteri, Siluriformes, Ictaluridae. The coding region runs from base 240 to 1340 and encodes 366 amino acids. The record is from RefSeq and is a predicted model, not a curated record.
GAGACGCGCGCGUCCGGAAGCAGAAAAGCAAAGUGUAAACGAGGGAUAAUCGUGACUGGCACUGACAGCUUUGUUUGGAAACAUUUGGGCAUGUGAACACAGAAAGAAUAGCUUUUUUAGAAGAUGUCAGCGUAUAUCCUUUGCAUAGUAAACGACUAGACGACGAAAAUAAGCUAACCCUACAAAUAAGGGGCAGUGUAAAAUGGCUAGCAGCUGAAAUCUGGGAUGCUGUGGCUGACAUGUCUAGUAAAGAAAGUUCAGAAGGAAAAAAAGGCUCACACCAGACAGAGCUGUACGAACAGGUCCCAGCAUCAUGUCUGCCAAUCGUUUACUCACCUGUGUAUAACAUCACCUUCAUGGGUCUGGAGAAACUCCAUCCAUUUGACGCCGGUAAAUGGGGCAAAGUCAUCCAUUUCUUAAAAGAGGAGCAGUUCAUCACAGAUGAGACCAUUGUUGCAGCAAGGGAGGCCAGUGAGGAGGAUCUCCUGGUGGUUCACACCAAGCGCUACCUGAGCAAACUCAAGUGGUCUCUGGUGGUUGCCACGAUCACAGAAAUCCCUCCUCUUGUUUUCCUGCCCAACUUCUUGGUGCAACGCAAGGUACUGAGACCGUUACGCACCCAGACCGGCGGCACUAUUAUGGCUGGAAAGCUUGCCAUGGACAGAGGAUGGGCAAUUAACGUGGGAGGAGGCUUUCACCACUGUUCCAGUGACAAGGGAGGAGGUUUCUGUGCAUACGCCGACAUCACACUCGCUAUCAAGUUUCUGUUCGAGCGAGUGGAGGGGGUCUCCAGGGCCACCAUCAUUGAUCUGGAUGCUCAUCAGGGAAAUGGACAUGAGAGGGAUUUCUUGGAUGACAGACGGGUUUAUAUAAUGGACGUCUACAAUCGGCAUAUCUACCCUGGGGAUGGAUACGCCAAGAGGGCCAUUAAGAGGAAAGUGGAGCUGGACUGGGGCACAGAAGACACCGAGUAUCUCCCGAAGGUGGAGCUCCACUGUGAGGGCACACUGAAUGAGAUCAGACCUGACAUUAUUGUGUACAAUGCGGGUACUGAUAUUCUGGAUGGUGAUCCUCUUGGAGGUCUUGCCAUUUCCCCUCAGGGCAUCGUGAAGAGAGAUGAGAUCGUGUUUAGGGCAGCACGGAGGAGAGGGAUCCCCAUUCUCAUGGUGACGUCGGGCGGCUACCAGAAGAAGACGGCGCGCAUCAUUGCCGACUCAAUCCUGAACCUGCACAGACAGCAUCUGAUUGGUGGAGAGGCGUUGGAAGAGGCGGGGCAGUCGAUGGUGCCAGUCAUGAUGAGCAAGUCCGUGUCAGCAGGGGCUGCUUUGAAUGCCAUCUGAUGUUUAUAUCUAGCUCCUAUCGGCCCGUAUGUUUAAAGUUAGCAGCACUGUCCUCAUGUUUGUUUAUUAACAGAACCAUUUAAUCCUGAUAAGGUGUAGGGUUAUCCAAGGAACUUUAUUCUUCAGUUUUAGUGAGGGGAAAGUUUAUAUUUUUUAACUGCUUCAGCCUGUGGUACUUUAACAAUGAAUUAACCCUUUUCGAUGAGAUUUUCAUUCUUUACAUUGGUACUUUAUGCGAUGCUUAUUUGCACAAUUUUGUUUUAAAUGACGUUAACAAAGGCUACAGCAAUUCCAAGGGAGGAAGCAGUUUGUAAAUUUACCGUACUAUAAUUUCUUCUGUAACAAUACCAAAAAUCAUUUGGUGCAAAGUACUCCUGUUUAAUAUAAGAGGCUAGCCUGAAUCUUUACCUGUAUUGCUCAUCAUUUUAUUCCUUUUCUAUGCAUUUCUAUAUGUCUAAACGCCAAUACUCCAUCCCCCAGGUCUAGCACAAUCCAAUAACAUUUCCCGUAGAGAGUUAAUCAGCAAGUUUAUUGGCUUGGCUUUGUGGGACUGACCAACUGAAUGUGCUAUUCUGAAGAGGAUUGCUUGCCUCUUACCCAGUUUGACUUUUUCAGCAGACUUCAUUUAAAGGUGUUUUUCAUCAGCCAUAACCCUCUCCGCGCCCCCAGCAAGUCUUUGCAAGAUCUUUUUCUUCAAGCUGACUCGGCAUAACUUUUAUAUAUACCCAGCACUGAGAGGAUAUAAAUUAGAAAUAUGUGCAGUCCUCCAAGGUGAUGCUCAACCCACCUCAAAAAGUGUAUCUUUUCAAGGCCUCUCCUGACCAGAGGUGUCUUCGGAAAAAACCAUGGCUAUUUUGUUUUUGUCAAAACACUCAGAAUGUUGAUAAGCUAAGAACAAUAUAAUUAAUUUGAAUUAACAAGAAAGAGGCCACUAGCAAUGACUUAUUCUUUUAUACACACAGAAAUGUUUCAUCGUGGUUAAUGGCCGUCGAAAACAAGGACGACUUGUAAAGUUUAGCUGUACAGUAUGCCGUCUGUUGUGUUUAACGCUUGGCUGCUGGAUUGAGAUCGGGAAUAGCUAGUAAUAAGGACAGUAUGAUGAUGGCGUUCUCCAUUAUUCUAUGUUGAAAGGGAUGUGUAUGAGAGUCCAGGCACAGAUCGCAAUACUUUAGACUGCCGUGGCUAAUUUUAUAGAUCCUUGAGGAACAUUGAGUGUGGGCGCAUGCGUUUGAAAGAUUCAGUACUUUAAAUGUGACUUUUUAGCAGGCAUUUUGAUAUGAUCAUUCACAAUGCACAGUGGUUUAGCGGUUAGCACGUUUGCCUCGCGCUUCCGGGAUUGGGGGAUCGACCCAACAAACACCCCCCCCCCCCCCACGAUCCAGAGUUUGCAUGUUCUACCCGUGCUUCAGGGGUUUGCUCGUGGUUCUCCGGUUUCCUCCCCCAGUCCAAAGAUAUUUUUUGUAGGCUGAUUGGCAUCUCUAAAUCGUCCGUAGUGUGUGAUUGGCCCCAGGAUGUCCCAUGCCUCGUACCCCGAGUCCCCUGGGAUAGGCUCCCCGCGACCCUGUGAAGGAUAAGUGCUAGAGAAGAUGGAUGGAUGGAUGGAUGGAUGAUCAUUCUCUUAGCUUUUUUAUUGAUUUUGGUGUUGUGUACCUUAUUAACAUGUAUAUACUUUAAACUGAUUCCUGAACUUAUACCCCUCUCAGGGGAGCUUAAUCUGAUGUUUUCGGAGGUCACGUGCUCUUUUACUGUAUUGUAUAUUCACUCACUACAUGUUGUGGCAAAUAACAAAAGUGCCAUAAUAAUAUAUGCAUUCUUCUUCUUUUUUUUUCGUUCUGUCUGGCAUUCAGAUUUAAACCACUUCUGUGUGAGAAUGGAACAAAUAAAUCAAAUCUAAUUACAUAA